Molecule: messenger RNA, 1267 nt
Organism: Hyposmocoma kahamanoa
Lineage: Eukaryota; Metazoa; Arthropoda; Insecta; Lepidoptera; Cosmopterigidae
Product: atherin-like
Exons: 4
Coding region: 1-867 (288 amino acids)
Source: RefSeq, a predicted model, not a curated record
AUGUCGUAUAUAGUUGGUGAGCCUUUUCGAAAUGAGUUCAAUGCGGACAAGUCUCCUGAGGCUUUUCGUUCCGAUGCGAGAUAUGUCCUCGAUGUAGCCGGUGAGAUCAAUAUUCAGAAUGUCUUGUACGGCAUAAAUUACGCGGUCGCGGCGCGGAGAACGCUGAAACGAAGAAGGGUGCUGAGGCGGAACUGGAAGGAGUGCGAGUGUCGGUCGUGCGGUGUCGGCGCUGGUGCGAGCCCGUGCCUCCACCGCCAGUCGCCGACUGCUGUCCGCGCCAUGCGCUCGCAUACUCCGCGCCCACACCGCGGACACCUCCCGCAACCGCCGCCUUGCAUCAUGAAGGCAGUGAUGCUGUUGGUCGCGUGGGCGGCGUGCAGCGCGGGUGAGCCGCUGAGCGCGGCGCUGCAGCGACGCAGCUCGCGACCCGGCGUGUACGCGGACACGUUUUCACGCGGUUACCGGCCCUUCGCGUUCGUGGCCGUGCCGCUGCACGCGCCAGUGCCCGUCCUGCACGUGCUGUACCCCGCGCCCGCACCGCCGUCGCGGGCGAGGCCGCCGGCCGGCAACGCCGCUGCGAGCCCGCUGGCGGCGCAGCCGUCGCAACUAGCGCCGGUGUACGCGGCGGCCAUGCCGCACGGGUGGUUCGCGCCGGCGCUGAAGCUGCCGCCCGCGCCGACGCCCGCGGCGCCGCCGCCGCAGGAGACAGCGCUCGAGGUGCUGUACGCGCGGCCCACGGCGCAAGGAGGCUACGAGUACAGCCGUCGGCGCACGCGCCGGCCGGCUGGCUCCCGCCCGCGACGCCCUCCGCCGCCGCGGCCCCUCCUCAUUCGCGUGCACAAGUACCGCGUGGUGCGCGACCGCUGACGCUCGGGACGGCGAGGUGUUUGUCCUCUGUCAUGCCUGAUGGAACCGAGUCAUAGCAAGUCAGUGAGACUUGUGCAUAUUGUUAACGCCUUCUAGUAGUGCCUCGUAAUUCAAGUAGAAACGAUAGUUACAGUCAGCGUCACACUGACACGAAAAGUUUUAGAACUUAAUCCGUUUGUACACUCCGAUCGUAGUGUAAAUGAAAUCGCCCACUCGGGUUUGUACAGACGUCGGCACAUCAUAUAGCUCGAUGUACAUUGACAGAUCUCGUUGCGUUACUUGAUGUGCUGUUGACUGUACAUGAGUAUUUUUGGUUAUCAUUUUGUUUUGCGCUGUUAGUUAAAAGUAUGUUCCUGUACGUAACCUAAAAGUAGACAUAUAAAAAUAAUUGCAAUCUGCC